Molecule: messenger RNA, 814 nt
Organism: Racocetra persica
Lineage: Eukaryota; Fungi; Glomeromycota; Glomeromycetes; Diversisporales; Gigasporaceae
Source: the annotation of a GenBank genome assembly
CAACGAGGAAACAGAUAUUUUAUACAUUUACACAUGGGAUUACGUAUGUGCUCCAAUAACGUCAAAUCCUCAUUAUAAGAACUGGUUUGAUAAAAUAAUACCUGAUUAUAGAGUUUUUACGGCAAUCAGCCUAAAAUUAAUAAGAUUGCACCCAAAUAUUAGCAAACAAGUAGAGGCUUUUGCGGACAAUAAUUUUAAUGAUUAUAAUAUAGGAGUUCAUUUAAGAGAGAAAAAGACAAUAUAUGAUUUGGUAACACCCAUAGAUCAUUUCAGUCUGGUAGUGAAAAUGUUAAUAUUAGGAAUAAAAAACAUGAAUAUAACUAUCUUUGUGGCUGCUGAUAGUAAUGAUGGUCGUAAAAAAUUAGUAAAUUUAAUUAAUGAAAUGACUACUUAUAAUAACAAUUCUAUUAAAGUAGUUCAUACUGAUGAUGAUAUGGACGCUCCAAAUCCUUUUAAUUCGAACACUGGUACGGAAGUAGGCGCUCUUAUCGAUAUGAAGUUGCUUAGUUUAUGUGAUGACUUGGUUAUUACAUAUGGUUCAUCAUUCGGUUUCACUGCUGCAGGAUGGUCACCAAAAACGUAUCGUCGAAGAGGUCCGUUUGUAGUAAUGCCAAUAAAAGAUUCGAGCGAUGAUUUUUGGACUGUAGAUAAGGUUUGGGUGUGGGGCGCUACAUCAAGCGAGCCUUGCAUGUACCUAAGUAAGUGGGUAAUUGAUAAAGCGGAUGAGGAAACCUCUAGAGCUUUUAGGUCACAUCCAUUAUGGAUGCAUUAUAAAAGGGUGGAUGGUCCUUUAGAUCAGAAGGAUGAUUAUUGA